AUGGAUAUAAGGAAUACAGUUCUAUUGUUCUUUGCAGAUGCAGAGCGUUGUACCAGGUGUCCAGAAAAUCAACAUCCAAACAAGGAUCGAGAUCAAUGUGUCCCCAAGAUUAUCACCUUCCUGGCUUAUGAGCAAUCUUUAGGGAUCCUCCUGGCUUCCUUUGCCCUCUUCUUGUCCUUAACUACAGGCUUUGUGUUAGGAAUCUUCAUUAAAUUCUUAGAAACUCCAAUAGUUAAAGCCAACAACCGGGACCUCUCAUUCAUCCUCCUCAUCUCCCUCUUACUUACCUUUUUGUCCUCCUUCCUCUUCAUUGGCCGACCAAAGAAAGAGACCUGCUUUCUCCGACAAAUGGCCUUCAGCAUCAUCUUCUCGGUUGCCAUCUCUUCUGUCUUGGCAAAAACCAUCACUGUGGUGCUGGCUUUCCUGGCCACAAAGCCAGGAAACAGAGUGAGGAGAUGGCUAGGGAAGAGUCUGGCCAACUCCAUUGUCAUUUCCUGUUCCAGUGUCCAAGUUGUCAUCUGCAUCAUGUGGCUGAGGAUCUCUCCCCCAUUCCCAGAUUUCGACAUGCACUCCCAGCCUGGAGAGAUCAUCCUGCAAUGCAAUGAAGGGUCUGUCACCAUGUUCUACUGUGCCCUCGGCUACAUGGGCUUCCUGGCUACCAUCUGCUUCACGGUGGCUUUCCUAGCCAGGAAGCUUCCUGGGGCCUUCAGUGAAACCAAGCUGAUCACCUUCAGCAUGCUGGUCUUCUGCAGUGUUUGGGUGUCCUUCGUGCCCACCUAUCUGAGCACGAAGGGGAAAUACAUGGUAGCUGUGCAGGUCUUCUCUAUCUUGGCCUCCAGUGCUGGGCUUCUGGGCUGCAUCUUUAUUCCCAAGUGCUACAUUAUUGUACUGAGGCCUGAUCUGAAUACAAAGGAGCACCUGAUGACAAAAACUAAGGAUGCCAUCUGA
Molecule: messenger RNA, 948 nt
Organism: Rhineura floridana
Lineage: Eukaryota; Metazoa; Chordata; Lepidosauria; Squamata; Rhineuridae
Product: vomeronasal type-2 receptor 26-like
Exons: 1
Coding region: 1-948 (315 amino acids)
Biological process (GO): G protein-coupled receptor signaling pathway
Cellular component (GO): membrane
Molecular function (GO): G protein-coupled receptor activity
Source: RefSeq, a predicted model, not a curated record